Molecule: messenger RNA, 744 nt
Organism: Trichosporon asahii var. asahii CBS 2479
Lineage: Eukaryota; Fungi; Basidiomycota; Tremellomycetes; Trichosporonales; Trichosporonaceae
Exons: 4
Coding region: 1-744 (247 amino acids)
Source: RefSeq, a predicted model, not a curated record
AUGGCUCCCCAACCUGAUCCCCGACCUCUUCCCGACGGAUGGGUCUCCCAGUUCGACAGCAACUACAACCAGUACUUCUACGGCUCCCGGGGGCCCCAAGUCGCAGUGGACGCAGUGAGUACGGUUCGUGUGUACGCCACUGAACCGGCCGAUAAGAUCCAGACUAACGUCAGCCCCGCCGACGAUCCUCCUCAGUCCGACAGCAACCAGUACGCUGCGCCGUCUGGCCCUCCUCCCUCGAAUAACGAGAAGUCCUCGUACAACAACAACAGCGAGAAGUACUCUACGCCUCCUCCUCAGAACAACACGCCAGUGCAGCAGGGCAACCAGGGCCAGUCGUCCCACCGAGGUGGUCUCUUCUCUAAGCUCUCCUCGAAGCUUAACAACCACCACAGCGGGCAGCAGGGCUAUGGACAGCAGGGAUACGGCCACCAGGGCUACGGUGGCGCGCCACCUCCUCCUGUUUACGCCCAGCAGGGUUACGGCGGCGGAUACGGCCAACAGCCGAUGAUGUACCAGCAGCAGCCUAUGAUGAUGGGCCGCCCUCAGCGCAUGGGAGGCGGCAUGGGACCCGGUGGCGCUGCCAUGCUCGGUGCCGGUGGUGGUCUUCUUGGAGGAAUGAUGCUCGGAAACAUGAUCGCCGAUGGACAGCACGAUGCUUAUAUGGACGGCUAUAUGGACGGGCAGGAUAACGAUUUUGGAGGAGGAGACUUCGGAGGAGGCGAUUUCGGAGGAGAUUUUUAA